ACUGCGUUAGUAUAUAAAGAGUGCGGAUGGUAGACAAUCGACAUUAUUUUCAUUUUACAACCAGUAAAUGAUACAUACAGUUCACAGUAUCUAAUUAAAUUGAAUUAAUAGUUAUAUUAUAGAAAUGAAUAUAUCACAGAAGUCAGUAGUUUCAAUAUUAAUUUUCACAUUAUUCAGUUUUACAUUCAUUCAACCAGGAAAUGCCGCAAGAAUAUUAGCUAUAGAGACGUUUGCAGGGAAGAGUCAUUGGAAUUUUAUGAGUGCUGUGCUUCGAGCAUUGACAGACAAUGGACACAAUGUUACAGCAUUUACACCAUUUCUUGACGGAAAUCGAGAAAAUUAUACAGAAAUAGAUAUGUCUAGUAUGUUUGAGAUAAAAAUUGGAAUGGAUGUAGUGAAAAAGAGACAACAAUUCAACAAUCAGCUUAUGUCUACUUCAUAUAUGAUGAAAUUAGGCAGACAAAAUUGCGAAAUAUUAAAUAAAAACGAUCAACUAAACAACAUUCUGGCAAAUAAAUUGCAAACUGAUUUCGAUGCAAUUAUCAUUGAACCUGGAAUAAUUUCUCGUUGCUUGUCAUAUAUUGGAAAAAACUCAACCCUGCCAGUGAUACACACGAGUCCAAUUCCAAUAAAUACUUAUACGGAACGUAUCACUUAUGGUGAUAUCCAUAACCCUGCAACGGUAUCAACAAUGUUGUUUCAAUUCGCUAUUCCCAAGACGUUCUUUCAACGGUUAACUAAUACACUUGUUUUUUUGUAUACCAGUACAGUAAUCAGAUUUCAAGAAUUCUUACUUCAAGUAAUCGAAUCAAAACCUUACGAUUUAAACAUAAUAAAUCCCCCAUCAUUGGUUUUUACGAACACUCAUUUCAUAAGCGACAAACCUAGACCAACCCCGUCAAAUGCUGUUCAUGUCGGUGGAAUUCAUUUAAAACCAUCUAAAAAAAUACCUCAGGAUAUAUUGGAUUUUAUUGAAGACUCUCCACAUGGAGUCAUUUUAUUCACAUUUGGUUCAACUAUCGCAGUGAAUUCACUCCCAAGAAAUAUUUUAACUGCAUUUAAAGAAGCAAUAGCUGAGCUUCCACAAAAAGUUUUAUUAAAAUACGAGGGAGAAAUGGAAGAUAAACCAAAAAAUGUCAUGACGAUAAAAUGGUUGCCUCAACGUGAUGUUCUUCUGCAUAAAAACAUUAAACUCUUUGUCAGUCACGGUGGAAUAUCUGGAUUGUACGAAGCAGUAGAUGCUGGAGUACCAGUAUUAGGAUUUCCAUUAUUCGGUGAUCAGCAUAGAAACAUUGACAAUUUAGUCGAGUCAGGCAUGGCAGUAUCAAUGGAAUUAUUUUCAAUAACUAAAGACACUUUUUUAAAAAAUGUAUUGGAUCUUGUUAACAACGACAAAUAUACACGUAACGCAAAAGUUGCUUUAGAAAUAUUUAAAGACCGACCAAUGUCACCGGAAAAGUCUGUUGUUUACUGGACAGAAUAUGUUAUUCGUCACAAAGGAGCAGAACACCUUAAAUCUCAAGCACUUAAUUUAACGUGGUACCAAUACUUUUUAUUGGAUGUAAUCGCUUUAGUUAUCUUAUUUAUUUGUAUUGUUGUGUUAAUUGUUUUUAAAUUCCUUAAAUUUAUUCGCAAAAUUUACACGAAGAUAUAUUCAUCAUACACUAAAUUAAAAUCUGAUUAAUAUAUUUACCAACCCCGAGAGGUGCUCAAACAGAAAUUUUGAAAUUUACGAUGGAAAUUUUUAUUUAUACAUAGUUAGGCACUUAGUCAUGAUUGUUUCCAUGGCAACAGACAAAUGACAGAAAGACAGAUUAUAUUAUUAUUGAAACUAAUAGCAACUAUCUAUAAACGAAAAUUACCAUAGGUAGUAAAUCUCAAAAUGUUUGUCAAUUUUAUGCUCUUUUUACCCUUUAACAUGCGAAUUUUGAAAAAUCCUAUACAUAGUAAGUAAUAAGUACAUUUGCUGAAAAUUUCAAAUAAAUCGGUUCAGUAGUUUGGCUGUACGUUGAUUCCACCUAUCAUUUAUAUAAAACGAUAUAUUAAUUUUGAUAAUGCUUUUAUGUAAAAUAUAUAAUAUACAUUAAAGUAUAAGUAAAGAAAAAUAAGGACACUUUUAUUUGUUUAAAAAAUAUAUUUCAUAAUUAUUAUUGUACAUAGCAUGUGUUCUUCUCUUGUAAAUAUGUACCUAUAUGAAAUUUACAUCAUUUAACUUAAAAAUAUGUAUAAAAAAAUUUAAAAAAAAUUAUUUU
Molecule: messenger RNA, 2252 nt
Organism: Aphis gossypii (cotton aphid)
Lineage: Eukaryota; Metazoa; Arthropoda; Insecta; Hemiptera; Aphididae
Product: UDP-glucosyltransferase 2-like
Exons: 4
Coding region: 125-1684 (519 amino acids)
Molecular function (GO): UDP-glycosyltransferase activity
Source: RefSeq, a predicted model, not a curated record